AUGGAGAUCGUCCUCCUGGCUCUCCUGCUUUCGCUGCUCGUGGUGCUCAAAUGGGCAUUGGGGCGUGCAGCAGCGGGUCGGGAUGCAGCCAGCGGCGUGGCGGGCAAGGCGGCGGCGCGGGUCCCGCCCACCGUGCCCGGCCUGCCGCUGCUGGGCAGCGUGCUGGCGCUGGGCUCCAGGGGCGCCGCCUUCCUGCAAGAGUGCCGGCAAAAGUACGGCUCUGCCUUCACGCUGAGGCUGGCGGGGCAGCGCAUGACGUUUGUGUUUGCGCCCGCCGCACUCCAGCACUACUUCUCUGCCCCAGACACCCAGCUCACGUUUGCCCCGGCGUUCACGCACCGGGUGUUUGGCCUGCCGCCCAAGCACUUUUACCACCGCCACUUCGCCAUGCUGCAGGCAAGCAUGCCGCCUGCGCUGCGCCACGAGCUGGUGCCCUCCUCGCUGCCUCAGCACACGGCCCGCCUGCUGCGCCUGCUGCUGGCCCACCUGCGCAGCUGGCCCGCCGCCGGCCAGCUGGACCUGGUUGCGGAGCUCAAGGCGCUCGUCUUCCAAGCCUCGGUGGCCCUGCUCUUCGGGCCGCGCUUCUUGCUGGGGGGCGAGCCAGACGCCCGGCAGCAGCAGCAGCAGCAGCAGCAGGAGGAGGAGCAGCGGCAGGAGCAGGAGGAGGAGUGGGAGCGGCAGCAGCAGGCACGCGUGCAGCAGGAGGGAGGCGACGGGGCGGCGCAAGCGGGGAGCCCGUGCGGCGGCGGCCGGCUGGGCAGCCCCGAUCCGCAGAGCCGAGCCCAGCGCCUGCAGCAAACCUUCUUCGUGUUUGAGGCGGGAUUUGAGCUGGCAGCCUCGCCGGUGCCGCACCUCCUGCAACCCCGCUUCCUGGCCGCCCGCCGCCGCCUGCUGGCCGCGCUCCGGGAGUCGCACCGGGCGGGGCACCUGGAGGGCACAGUGGCAGGCAGGCUGGUGGAGGCGUGCGGGCUGCCGGCGCCUUACGUAGCCAACAUGCUGCUGGCGCUGCUGUGGGCGUCGCAGGCCAACGCCGUCUCCUCUGCUUUUUGGACCAUCGGCUUCCUGCUGCUUCCAGAGAACAGCCAGCACCUGGCGGCGGUGGUGGCAGAGGCGUGGCAGGCGGCGGCGGCUGGCGCGGGGGGCGGCGGCGCGGCCGGCGGCGGCGUGCGGCCCGGCGCGCGCGGCCGACAUGGGGCGGAGGGCGAGGGCUGGCUGCCGCUGAGCGAGGCGCAGCAGGAGGGGCUGGUCGCGCUGGCGGCCGACCGGCGCUCGCACGCGGCGGCGGCUGUGGCCGAGGCGCUGCGGCUGAGGAGCUUCAGCGUGGAUGUGCGCAUCGCUGCGGCGGACGUGGUGGUGCCGUGCGGGGAGCGGGCGAGCGCAGGAGAGGGGAUCUGGGUGCGGAAGGGCGACAUGGUUGCCAUCUCGCCUUAUGAGGAGGGCAUGCGGCUCGGCGGCAGCACCUCGGUGCACGGCGCGGUGGUGGGCAUGGGCGGGGUGGCGGGGGUGUCGUUCGGGGGCGGCAAGUACCGCUGCCCUGGGCGGUACUUUGCGGAAGCUGAGCUGGCGCUGGUCACUUCCCUGCUGCUGCUCCUCUUUGACUGGCAGCUGCUGCCACGCGGGCAGCAGGGAGCCGCGGCGCCAGCGCCGGCAGCGGCAGCGCUCACCUCUGCUAGCCGCGCGCAGCAGCGCCAGCAGCAGCGCCGGCAGGCCAGCGUCCCUGGGGACCCUGGAGGGCUGCUGCCUCCGCCAGACCUGCACAAGCUGGUUGGCAUAAAGGUUCCCGCGGAGCCGUGCUGGGUGCAGUACCGCCGCCGGCAGCCGCCCGUACCGGGCAGCUAG
Molecule: messenger RNA, 1839 nt
Organism: Chlorella variabilis
Lineage: Eukaryota; Viridiplantae; Chlorophyta; Trebouxiophyceae; Chlorellales; Chlorellaceae
Exons: 9
Coding region: 1-1839 (612 amino acids)
Molecular function (GO): heme binding; monooxygenase activity; iron ion binding
Source: RefSeq, a predicted model, not a curated record